Rosa chinensis is the source of this 4692-nucleotide messenger RNA. Its product is annotated as ABC transporter F family member 4. Gene Ontology annotation, molecular function: ATP hydrolysis activity; ATP binding. Bases 528 to 2768 code for a protein of 746 amino acids. NCBI's taxonomy places the organism in Eukaryota, Viridiplantae, Streptophyta, Magnoliopsida, Rosales, Rosaceae. The transcript is spliced from 6 exons. The record is from RefSeq and is a predicted model, not a curated record.
CUGAUGAAACACUCUUCGACGCCUCAGCUCUUCUGGCUGCCUCUUCAUGAAAACACAGACAAAACUGUACCUGGUACAUGAAAACUCUGAUAUGCAAGAUUUAGGCUGAUAACUUGGUUCAAGUUGUUACACUCACCAAUCCAGACUUGAUUAAAGCAUCUUUGCCAUCCGAGAAUCUGAGUACUGUAAGGUUGGGUUUUGCUUCAAAUAUUGUAGGAGUAAUCUUGCAUGCAUGGUAAAGAGAUAAAAUCACUUGCCUAUUAACUUAAGUACUAAUGAUGAGAUUAAGCUGCCAAGAUGUUUGCUCAAUCUCUGGCAUCUGGAAAAGCCAAUGAUGCUGCUCAGCAAUGGAUGCUAUCAAUUAGCUAGUGAACACUUCUAUAUGACUGGUGUAGGCUCAAGAAAUAUCAUGCUCAAAUUAUGGUAUAUUGCUCUCCAUCAAAGAUAAAAAAAGACAAUGCUCUCUGAUGUAGUUCCCACGUACAAGUUGGAAACCUAUAAUAGGACUCCUAAACAAGUCAGGACACAUGGGGCCCAAAGAAACAAGCCCAAUUUUUAUUGGGUAUAAAAUACAUAAAAGCUCUGAGCAGAGGGGUUUUAGACAAUUCGGGGAAAAUUGCUCUGCCGGCCGUGGACCAUUGAACUUUGGUGAAGCAGAGGCUGCUGCAAUGGGAAAAAAGAAGACAGAUGAAGCUGGUGCAACCAAGAAGGGUAAGUCAGCUGGAAAAGAUGGGAAGAAAGUGAAAGCACCAACAGUCUCCUCCAUGUUGGCCAACAUGGACCAGAAACCUGAAAAUCCCAAGAAUGCAUCUUCCUCCAGUGCAAAGGCGAAAUGCGCUUCACAACUUGCGUCCUAUAUUAAUGAUAUUGAUCUCCCCCCCUCUGAUGAUGAGGUGGAAGAGGAACAACAACCCAAUCAGCAAAGGAGGUCAGAGGCUAAGACGCUUGAUAUAACCUUGACAGAGAAGGAGUUAAAAAAGCGUGAAAAGAAGGACCUUCUUUCUGCCCAUGCCGCCGAGCUGUCAAAGAAGGAGGCCCUGAGAGAUGACCAUGAUGCUUUCACUGUUAUUAUUGGAAGCAGGGUUUCAGUACUUGAAGGUGAAGAUGCAGAUGCUAAUAUCAAGGAUAUAUCAAUAGAAAGUUUUUCUGUGGCGGCUAGAGGAAAGGAGCUACUAAAGAAUGCAUCAGUGAAGAUAUCUCAUGGGAAGAGAUAUGGUCUGGUUGGUCCAAAUGGGAUGGGGAAGUCUACCCUCCUGAAGCUUCUUGCUUGGAGGAAGAUUCCAGUACCCAAAAACAUUGAUGUUCUUUUAGUUGAACAAGAGGUAGUUGGUGAUGAUAGAAGUGCUCUUGAAGCAGUUGUUUCAGCUAAUGAACAACUUGUUAAGCUCCGGGAAGAGGUUGCGGCAUUGCAAAAUUCAGAGGAAGAGGACAGUCAUGAUGAUGAAGGAGAGAAGCUUGCUGAGUUGUACGAUCACUUGCAGCUGAUGGGAUCGGAUGCUGCUGAAGCCCAGGCUUCAAAGAUUCUUGCCGGUUUGGGCUUUACAAAGGAUAUGCAAGGCCGUCCUACAAAGUCAUUUAGUGGUGGUUGGAGAAUGAGAAUUUCAUUAGCUAGGGCACUUUUUGUGCAGCCAACUCUUUUGUUGCUUGAUGAACCAACAAACCAUCUCGACUUGAGGGCUGUUCUUUGGUUGGAGGACUACUUGUGCCGCUGGAAAAAAACUUUGGUGGUUGUCUCACAUGAUCGUGAUUUCCUUAACACAGUGUGCACAGAGAUUAUUCAUCUGCAUGAUCUGAAGCUCCACCACUACCGUGGAAAUUUUGAUGAUUUUGUAAAAGGGUAUGAGCAGCGCCGCAAAGAGGUAAACAAAACUUUUGAGAUUUAUGAUAAGCAGAAGAAAGCUGCCAGAAGGAGCGGAAGUCGGGUUCAACAGGAGAAGGUCAAGGACCGAGCAAAGUUGUUAGUUACUAAGGGCAAAGGAAAGGUUGACGAGGAUGACACCCAAGUUGAGGCUCCUAAGAAGUGGAGGGAUUACAGUGUGGAGUUCCACUUUCCUGAACCUACUGAGCUUACACCUCCACUCCUGCAACUUAUUGAUGUCAGUUUCAGUUAUCCGAACCGGGAAGAUUUCAGGCUGUCUGAUGUUGAUGUCGGUAUUGAUAUGGGUACUCGUGUUGCCAUUGUUGGACCUAAUGGAGCCGGAAAGUCUACUCUGCUCAACCUUCUUGCUGGUGAUUUGGUUCCUACUGAGGGUGAAGUUAGGAGGAGUCAGAAGUUGAGGAUUGGUAGGUAUUCACAGCACUUUGUGGACCUCCUGACAAUGGACGAAACCCCAGUUUCAUACCUUCUUCGUCUUCAUCCUGACCAAGAGGGAUUUAGCAAGCAGGAGGCUGUGCGUGCAAAACUUGGAAAGUACGGACUCCCUAGCCAUAACCAUUUGACUCCUAUUGCAAAAUUAUCCGGAGGACAGAAAGCUCGAGUUGUCUUCACAUCGAUAUCCAUGUCAAAACCCCACAUUCUGCUUUUGGAUGAACCGACGAAUCAUUUAGAUAUGCAGAGCAUUGAUGCACUGGCUGAUGCACUUGAUGAAUUCACCGGUGGGGUUGUACUGGUCAGUCAUGACUCUAGACUUAUAUCAAGUGUGUGCAAGGAUGAAGAGAAGAGUCAAAUUUGGAUCGUUGAAGAUGGUUCUGUGGUGAAAUUUGAUGGAAGUUUUAAUGAGUACAAGGACGAGCUACAAAAAGAGAUUAGAGCAGAGGUUGAUGAGUAAGGUUUGCAUUAUUUUUUUUUAAGAAUGUAAAAUUUUGCAUUGAAUGGUGAUGGUUAGAGGGUUGCGGUCUUCUGUUUUAAGGGCUUAGCAACUUGCAAUUUGAUCUGUUUGACGUAUCAGCAUUUUAUCUGUGUUGGUUCUUUCAAAUAAAUAGGGAUGUAGUGCUACUGAACUAUUUAGUUUGUUGUGAAUACUAGAAACUGGGUGAGCUUUUAGUUUAUAUAUGAAACGUUUUCUUCUAUCCGGUUACUUAUAAAAGUCAACAUGCCUGGACUCUUUAGCCACAGCAAAUCAAGCAUUUCAGUUUACCAAGGCUCAUUAGGAAGGGAAUGUCGUUUCCCCGGGAACCUUGAGCUCUAGUUGUUACAUUAUCAAUGAAAAUACAACUAGUGUUGGGUGUGGCUAUUGCCAGCUUAUGAAAAACUCUUCGAUACCUCAGCUCUUCUGGCUGCCUCUUCAUGAUUCGACUUCUGUUGAAGGCUUGAAGCAUGUUUGCCAUCGGAGAUUUGGAGAACCCGAGUUGUACGUGUAAGGUUUCUUGAACAGUUGGUCGACGUGUCAUCUUGGAGGAGUAAUUUUGCGUGCAUGCUUCAGAAUUCUACAAAUCAUGUGAUUAAGCAGCUAAAAUGUGUGCUCAGUCUCUAGCCUGUGGAAAAGCCAGUGAUGCUGCUCAGCAAUCCAUGCUAGUCAAGCUACGUUGGUCUUAGCAAAACAGAGGAGAAAAAUAUGAACGUGCUAGGUGAUGACGAACUGGGCCUAAUCCUGAACCGGAUUACCGACCCGGAUGAUAGAAAAUCGGCCUCUCUAGUCUCCAAGCGAUGGUUGUUAAUGGAGGGUCUGACCCGAUCAUCACCCAAACUUCUCCCACGAUUUCUCUCAAGAUUUCCAAACUUGGACACAUUCAAAACGACCAAGUGUAUCAGCAACGCCAACCUAGUAUUGUUGGCACAAACAUGUCCCAAACUUGAGGUGAUCGACCUUACUACUGUGUCGAUCCGUAGACAAGUUGGGGACGAAGGCCUGUGCGCAUUGGCAAGUGGGUGUCCCGAAUACUGCUUCGCGGGAGACAUAAUGUUGGGGAGGUUGUACUUGUGUCCCUCAUUACUUCAGCAGCACUUAAUUUGACGCAUUUAGAUUUGGGGUUUUGUUCCUCGGUUUGUGACAAUGUGGUUGGAGCAAUUGGGUCCUCCAGUUGCUCGAUUACAGUUUUGAAUUUGGGAAAUUGCAAGUUGAUCACCGAUGCCGGAUUGCGGUUUUUGGCAAAUGGGUGUUGCUCGAAAACCAUGAAGACAUUGAUCCUUACCGGGUGAUUCCGGAGUCUCACUUUUGUACAAGAUGUCUGUUUUGGAGGAGCUGAAUUUGGAAGAAUGAUCACUGACGUUGGAGGUGUGGCAAUCUCCGCAAUUCCAACCCUCAAGAAAGUGCAAUUGGGUUCGCUCUACUCUGUGACAGACAACACAAUUGUUGCUCUUGCUCGGAAUUGCCUCAAUUUGGAGCUGCUUGAACUGAGGGUCUGAUUCAGAACGUUUGGCGCGGAAAUGCCCCGCAUUGAAGUCUGUUGUGGUGGAUGAAAGAUUGAGGAAUAGGAUGUGGCGUGUAAUGCGAGAUGGCACUAUUAGCAAAUUUCUGGAGUUCAUUUAGUGGUGAAACUCUGGAUUUCCUUCUUCUCUUUCAUCGGCUUAGCAACUUUGCAUAGUUUGAUGUUUUAGCAUUUUAUCUCUGUUAGUGCUACUGAACAAUUUAGUUUGUUAUAAGUUGCAGUUUAAUGCCAUUAUAACUGAAUCUCGUUAUGAUCUUCUUAGUUCAAUGCCAUUAUAACUGAAAUCCCGUUAUGGGAUGACCCUCUAUUGUUUGUUUGGAUUCCUUAGUCCUAGCUGAAAUCUCACAUGCAAAUUAUUAGUGUAGGGAUUUUUAUUGCCAAAGC